AUGCCGCCCGGGCUCCUGCCCCGGGAGACAGUCCGCAUUCUGAACGACCCCUCCCCCCGACCCCCACGGUCUCCGAGUCGGAGGCUCUUUCCUCUCGUGCACGCGGCCGUUCCUGUCGCUUCCUUCCUUGAACAGAGCAACACAAACAGCGUGGAGCAUCCAUCCGGGGCUCGGUGCAAAGAGUGCGCACGCCCCACCCCGCCCUCGCGCCGUCUCCCAAGAGGACCAACGGCUCCGCCUCCCAGGAGGCCCGGAAAGUGGGUGGCGCUGAGGGAAGGAGGCCGUUGCCUCAGGUCACCCCGUGUGACCCCUGGCGCGGGAGGUUAG
Molecule: messenger RNA, 327 nt
Organism: Rangifer tarandus platyrhynchus (Svalbard reindeer)
Lineage: Eukaryota; Metazoa; Chordata; Mammalia; Artiodactyla; Cervidae
Source: the annotation of a GenBank genome assembly